AUGCUCCACAGGGUGCAGUUGGCCCUAGCAAGCGUAUUCACUACUGUGUACGAUCCAGAUUCACUGUUUACUUUGGCGUGGGAAACGUGGCUGUUCAUGGUGAUGACGACGCAGUGGGUGCUAGUGAUGUUCCAGUCGUGCUUCCCUCUGGAGGAAGGACAUAAUAAGGUGGACUCACUCAUGGUCUUCUUAGAGUGUUCGUUUCUCCUGGACGUUUUCAUUCGCUCACGACUUGGGUUCUACGAGUACGGGAAUAAAAUCAUGGAUAUCCACCGCAUCAAGCACCAGUACUUCCGAUCGGGGGCUUUCGCUUUGGAUAUCAUCGCGCUAUUGCCGCUUUAUGCUGUGAGUUGGGGCAUAGAGUCGUACCAGCGAUGGGACCUCCUGAACGUCAUCAAACUUCUGCGAUUGUUCAAAGUUCCCAAGCAACUUCACGCACUCGAGACGCGGUACCUUAAGCGAACGACGGUGCUGCAUCUGUUCAAACUGCUCUACUACACGUUCAUGCUCUCGCACAUUCUGGGCUGCAUCUGGUUCAACUUUGCGUCGGGAGUAGCCACCCCCAAAUUCAGAGACAGCUCAGCCCCGACCGCCACCCAGACGGCAUUGGGUGAGAACCUGUGGCUGCCAUCCAAGAAGCUGGAAAAUGGGUCGCUCAUGCUCCAGUACAUGGCGUCUCUCCGUUGGUCGUUCGGUCUCAUGUCGUCUUCAGGCGAGUCCGAGUACCCACAGACCACGGCCCAAUGCAUUUUCAGCGUUGUGACCAUGACCGCGGGCGUUUUCCUGUUUGCGUACGUGAUUGGUAAUUUUACCGAUAUUAUCGAGCUCACAAGCUCCGAGAGCAGAGAAUUCGAUGUCAAAAUGGAGGCAGCACAACAAAUGCUAGACCAUUUCAAGAUCCCGACUAUCCUCCAGGAGCGGGAGCAUCUGCUCGGAGAGUGUUUGCCACCGUCCUUGCUGACGGAUAUCCGCCUUGUAUACCUAAAGCCCAUGAUCGAGAAAGUGGAUUUCCUCGCGGGAAUGGAGAUAUCCAUCACGCGAAUGCUGGUGUCCCAGUUCACGCAGGUGCUGGUUUCUCGUGGCGAGUUUGUUUUCAGGUUCGGGGACUGCGGCAGCGACAUGUUCUUCGUAUUCACGGGCAUCCUCGACGUUCUGCUGCCCAUGCAGCUAGCCAAACGUUCCAGACCCACGUUCAGAGCUGUAGCAGACACUGUAGCAAGCAAGGAGAACGCGUCCUCCCAGGCUGGACCGACACCGGAGGAUAUCGAUAACAGCUUGCAGCAGAUCAGUAUUCCAGGCCAACUGAAGAAGAUGAACGAGAUAUCCGCUGGCAGAUAUUUUGCUGAGAACGGAUUAUUCACGAAUGGGGAACGGGACGCCUACAUCCAGGCUCGGACGUCGUGCAUCCUCAACACUGGGAGCAGCAGUCGGAUCCUCCCAGUUCCGACGUCGGUGGGUUUGGUAGACCAGCAGGUUCAGAAGCCUCUUCUUCGGUUGGUCGAUAAGUUUCUUCACGGGGUUCCAGUGCAGAGCAAGUUCCACCACUUUUGGCUGCGGUUCAUCAUUUGCUGCACCAUGUUUGUCGCCGUUAUGACCCCCUACCAGCUCACGAUAGACGCUAUGGAUCGCACAGCGGUCGUCCCCGUUCUCGUAAUUAUCAUAGGGAUCCUUUGCGAAGUCGCUUUCGUCGUGGAUCUUUGGUUUAGCUGGCACGUGCGUGAGUCCCAGGCGUCAAUGGAACUGUAUGACCAAAAGCUGCGGAGCGUGUACAGGAAGGAGCGGAUGCUCUGGGAUAUCCUCGCCGCCAUUCCGUUCUACGAUGUGCUGGCAGUACUGGGCUGCAGUGCGUGGUUCAAAUUGCUACGUUGCAUCAAGAUUUUCAACCUCGGCAGCUACUUCAACGAGCUAAACCGACGUAGCAUUUCCAACGAGACAACCAGCUUUUGGCACGUCUGGAUGGGGUAUUUGUUGGUCAUCUACUGGGUGGCGUGUGCGUAUCUGGCAGUGUCGAUGGACGCAGGCUUCGGAGCAGAGUGGGAAGGGUAG
This is a messenger RNA of Phytophthora sojae, 2046 nucleotides long. RefSeq lists its product as hypothetical. Lineage: Eukaryota; Oomycota; Peronosporomycetes; Peronosporales; Peronosporaceae. The coding region runs from base 1 to 2046 and encodes 681 amino acids. Gene Ontology annotation, cellular component: membrane. Gene Ontology annotation, molecular function: protein-containing complex binding; monoatomic ion channel activity. The transcript is spliced from 3 exons. Gene Ontology annotation, biological process: transmembrane transport; monoatomic ion transport. The record is from RefSeq and is a predicted model, not a curated record.